Messenger RNA from Onychostoma macrolepis, 3467 nucleotides. RefSeq names its product solute carrier family 26 member 6 (gene slc26a6.2). Gene Ontology annotation, molecular function: chloride transmembrane transporter activity; bicarbonate transmembrane transporter activity; secondary active sulfate transmembrane transporter activity. The coding region runs from base 257 to 2491 and encodes 744 amino acids. Gene Ontology annotation, cellular component: membrane. Lineage: Eukaryota; Metazoa; Chordata; Actinopteri; Cypriniformes; Cyprinidae. The transcript has 19 exons. The record is from RefSeq and is a predicted model, not a curated record. Gene Ontology annotation, biological process: transmembrane transport.
GCGGGGCCAGGGACGUUAAUCAAUCCAUUGCUGUCCAGAGCUUCACUGCACGAGCAGCAGACCUGUGGAUCUCUCACUUAAAAUCACUGGAGAACAUCCAUCAGAAUUGUUCUGGGUCUGUUUGCAUGGACAUUAAGAAUUUAAUUUUCAUUGUGAGCACAUACAUUUUGGGAUCUAUUCACUAUAUGUGAUCUGAACAGUGGUUUUGAGAAGAAAGAUUUUAAGGAUCACAUUUAAGAUAGAGAGAGGAUUCGAAAUGGAAGAAGAGAUGAAAGACAAAGAUCUCAGGAAAAGGGUGCCAUAUCACAUUCAGAGAGAGGUACUGGAUGAGCUCGGUGUUGACCAAGUUGCUGAGAAAUCGGAUUUCAAAAUUUCAGCAAAAGAAAAACUCAAAGAUGCUGUCAGGUGUACAGGCCCAAGGUUUAAGAGCUGUUUUCUAUCAUUUGUUCCUCUCCUGGCUUGGCUGCCACGAUACCCAUUUCGAGAAAAUGCUAUUGGAGAUCUAAUUUCAGGAAUCAGUGUGGGAAUCAUGCACCUGCCGCAAGGUAUGGCAUAUGCUUUGCUGGCUGCGGUCCCUCCUGUUUUUGGUCUGUAUUCCUCCUUCUACCCCAUUCUCAUCUACUUCAUAUUUGGAACAUCUAAACACAUUUCUGUGGGUACAUAUGCAGUUAUGAGUGUCAUGAUUGGCAGCGUGACAGAGCGUUUGGCUCCAGACUCAGACUUCCUGAUACCAGGCAAUGACACCAACGGCACCAGCUUGGACAUUGUCAGCCGUGAUGCAGAGAGGGUCAAGAUCGCGGCCACUGUGACUUUCUUAUCUGGCAUUUUCCAGUUGCUCCUCGGCUUGGUUCGGUUUGGUUUUGUGGUAACGUAUCUCUCAGAGCCAUUGGUGAGAGCUUAUACAACAGCGGCCGCCAUUCACGUUAUCGUCUCCCAGCUCAAAUAUUCCUUUGGCAUCAAUCCACAGCGGUAUAGUGGACCUUUGUCUCUUAUAUAUACAGUCAUAGAGGUUUGUGCAUUGCUUGGACAGACUAAUAUUGGUACUCUGGUAGUUAGCAUUGUAACCAUCAUAGGUCUGAUUGGUGCAAAGGAACUUAGUGCCUUGGCGGCACGCAAAAUCCCUAUUCCGAUUCCUGUUGAGCUGAUGACUAUUGUUAUCGCUACUGUGGUGUCGUGGCAAAUGAAUUUGAAGACUAAAUAUGGUGUUGAAGUGGUUGGAGAAAUCCCAUCAGGUCUGCAGGCUCCUGUGGUGCCCGCUGUCUCACUGUUGGGUUCAAUGGUCGGUGAUGCUUUUGCACUGGCUGUUGUUGGUUAUGGUAUUGCUAUCUCACUGGGUAGAAUUUUCGCCCUCAAAUAUGCCUACAAAGUCGACAGUAACCAGGAGCUCAUAGCGUUGGGUCUGUCUAACUCCAUUGGAGGCUUAUUCAAUUGUUUUGCUAUCAGCUGCUCUAUGUCUCGCAGCAUGGUGCAGGUCAGCACAGGGGGGAAGUCACAGGUGGCUGGAGCGAUUUCUGCUGUGGUUAUUCUAGUGAUCUUGUUAAAGAUUGGCGAACUAUUUGAGGAGCUGCCAAAGGCUGUGCUGGCUGCUAUAAUCUAUGUAAACCUUCAAGGCAUGAUGAAGCAGUUUGGAGACAUCUGCUCUCUCUGGAGGACCAACAAAGUGGAUAUGGUAGUGUGGGUGAUGACUAUGAUCUUGACAGUGUUGUUUAAUCCUGAUAUGGGACUUGCUGCAUCUAUUGCCUUCUCCAUCCUCACUGUCGUCUUCAGAACUCAGCUACCAAAAUACUCUAUUCUUGGCCAGGUUCCUGGCACUGACAUCUACAAACCAGUAGAGGACUACAAUCAGGUGAAGGAGAUUCCUGGUAUAAUGAUUUUCCGUUCAUCUGCAACAUUGUACUUUGCCAAUGCUGAAAUGUACAUUGAUGCACUCUAUGAGAAGACUGGGGUAGACGUGGCUAAACUUCUCUCACACAAGAAAAAACUGGAAGCAAAGAGACUCAGAAAAGAAAAGAAAGCUGCAAAGAAAGCAAAGAAAGAAGCCAAGAAAAGAGCUAAAGAAGCUGUUAAAGCUGCUAAGGGUGAGGAACCACAGUUUUCAGACACAGAUGAAAGUGGGGAAGAAGCAGAGGGAAAUGGGGAUGUGCAUACGUUGUCAGUCAAAGAUCCAAAGGAUGUCACUGCUGUGGAGGUGGGGCCUGACCCUGACACUGACAGCCCACUGCCACGGGCAAUCAUUCUUGACCUGAGCCCUGUCAACUUCCUGGAUACAGUUGGUGUGAAGACUCUACGCAAUAUCUAUAAAGAUUAUGGAGAGGCUGGUGUACAGGUGUACUUAUGUGGCUGCCAGAGAGGUGUUGUAGAGAGUAUGGAGAAGGGCGAUUUCUUCAACGAGAAAGUAACUAAAUCGAUUCUCUUCUCAUCGGUACAUGAUGCCGUUCUUUACUGUCAACAAGGAAACAGUGAGGAGGUUAUGCAGGGAACACAUUUGUAAAUCCAAACACCAAACAUGAUACAGAACACAGAGCUGGAUUGUUAUUUAUUGUGUAUUUCAUCAUAGGGAAGAAUAAGUUAAGGAGGUGUUUAGAUGAAUAAUUUUUGUUUGUUUGUUUAAAUAAUAAACAGAGACUCUUUUGAAUGUGAAAUAUCUAAAAAUGAAUCUGCCAUAGAAUGUUAUUGUGCAAGACAAGUAAACUGUAAAUCUAUGUUUUUUUUUUUAAUUUCACUUAACUGUGAAACAUCUAAGAAACAAGUUUAUUCCAGGUUGUGACACUGUGUAGAGUUCCAGGUACAUAAAUGAAUAUUACACACAGUUUUCACAAUAUAAUCAGACUCCUGGAAAGUUCCCAUUUUAGCAAUGUACAAUGCUGUUCAAAGGUUUGGGGUCAGUAUUUCUUUUUCUUUUUUUUUUUUAAUUGAUCAAAAGUGUCAGUAAAGACAAUUAAAAUGUUACAAAAGAUUUCUGUCAAAUAGAAGCUGUAGUUUUGAAAUUUCUAUAUUCUUAAAAAUAUGUAUCAUGGCUUCUACAAAAUAUUAAGCUGCACAACUUUUUCAACAUUAAUAAUAUGUUUUUUAGCAUCAAAUCAGCAUAUUAGAAUGAUUCUUAAAGUAUUAUGUGACACUGAAGACUGGAGUAAUGGUUGAUGAGAAUUCAGCUUUGCAUAACAUGAAUAAAUUAAUUUGGGGGCGGGGGGGGGAAUGGAAACAGUAAUUUUAAAAUGUAAUAUUUCACAAUAUUACUGCAUUUGUCAUCAAAAAAUGCAAUUGGCAAACAUAAGAGACUUCUUUCAAAAACAUGAAAAAAAUCUUUGCGACCUCAAUCUUUUGAAUGGUAGUGUAAUUACCAUUUAAAAAUAAAAAUAAAAUCAGUUUAUGUAUUUUACUAUGUAUAAGCUAUGUAUGCUGUUUGUUAACUUUAUAUGCUUGUGUAUUUAGAAUCAUUCUAACUUAAAUAAACAGUCAUUUUCUUA